CACGUAGAGCCCAAUAUAGCCAACCUAUGUGGACCAAUCUUUAGUCAUCAGUCAAUCAUCACAUUAUCAUGUUCUGCUGGGGAGACGGUUCGAGUGGACAGUUUGGUCUAAACUUUGAGAAUGUGUCUGUUCCGAUAGCAGGGAAUAUAUUCUCUGAUAAAGUCACAGAAAUUGCUUGUGGGGAGCAACACACUUUAUUUCUCACCGUAGAUGGCAGGAUCCUAUCAUGUGGGCGCAACUCAAAGGGACAACUUGGUAGACAGAAGAAAAGAGAUUCAAAACUACCAGGAGGACAGGUGUUCUCAUGGGGUCUGAACAGCCAUGGACAGUUGGGCCUGGGGAAGGAAGUCCCUCUGCAGCCCAUUCCUGCCCUGGUGCGCCCCCUCACUGGAGUCCCAGUGACCCAGGUAGCAGCCGGAGGAACCCACACUCUGGCCCUCACCCUCCCAGGCCUGGUCUACAGCUGUGGGGCGAACAGGGCUGGGCAGCUGGGACUCAACCGUGUGGAUGAGAAAGGCCGGUUCAACAUCUGUUCUGUGCCUGCUCUCAGAGUCUUGGGGGUUUCCUUCAUCAGCUGUGGAGAGGCACAUUCUGCUGUUCUCACCAAGGUAUCAUACUAUUACUAUGGAGAGGGACACUGCUGUUCUCACCAAGGUAUCAUACUAUUACUGUGGAGAGGGACAUUCUGCUGUUCUCACCAAGGUAUCAUACUAUUACUGUGGAGAGGGACACUGCUGUUCUCACCAAGGUAUCAUACUAUUACUGUGGAGAGGGACACUGCUGUUCUCACCAAGGCUGGACAGGUGUUCACCUUUGGAGAGGGAAGCCGAGGCCAGCUUGGGCACAACGCAUCAGCUAACGAACUCCUACCCAAACUGGUAGAGGGUAUGGAUGGACUGGCCUCACAGAUAGCAUGUGGCAGCCAUCACACCCUGGUGCUGGGGUCCUCAGGUCAACUCUGGGCCUUUGGCAGUGGGGUCAAAGGUCAGCUAGGGACUGGCAUUACGGAGGGCUGCUUGCGACCCACCUCAGUGCUGCUGAAAAGGGCUUCUGGUGGGGCAGCAACAGUCAUACAUAACGACAUGAAGAUAUCAGUGGGAUGGAAUUCAAACUUCAUUUACACCACUGAGAGUUCUGAAAGAGAACAGCCAAUCGGGAGGUUAGAUAAAGCCAAGCUGCAAAAAUGGCUGACGAUGGAGCAAGGAAAUGCAGAGGCGCAAAGAGAAAUAUCCUUGAUGUUCUCAACAAGUUCAAGUCUUGUGGCCAGUUUCACCAAAGCCAGUGAGUCUCCAUCAACUAAAGCUGCAGGAGCUUUGAGAGUGGACCUAGAGGCUGCUAGCCAGGCUUUUGAUCAGCUCUUCAACAUCCCAUGGAUCAGGAAAUCAGCUAAGACUAACUCACUCUUCAAAGACUUAAACAAAUAUCAACAAUCUAUUAAAUAUCAAUCUAUAUUUUGAAUGGAGGAUCAUGAUAGCAUAAUGUAACUCUCUUCAUGUCUAUAUAUAUUCUCCAUAUAGGUAAAUAUAUUGCCACUGGUGGACACUCUUUGCAGUUCAGCAGCUGUCAUCAAGUCACCAGAGAUCAUUAUGCUACUACCCACAAUCCCUCUUCUCCACGAUGACCAGAAUGUCAUGAACAUGGUCAUGGCUUUAGCAAUAGUU
Molecule: messenger RNA, 1661 nt
Organism: Oncorhynchus keta (chum salmon)
Lineage: Eukaryota; Metazoa; Chordata; Actinopteri; Salmoniformes; Salmonidae
Product: probable E3 ubiquitin-protein ligase HERC3
Exons: 11
Coding region: 69-1457 (462 amino acids)
Source: RefSeq, a predicted model, not a curated record